This is a messenger RNA of Saccostrea cuccullata (small rock oyster), 785 nucleotides long. Its product is annotated as short-chain collagen C4-like. Bases 1 to 720 code for a protein of 239 amino acids. The transcript has 4 exons. The record is from RefSeq and is a predicted model, not a curated record. Lineage: Eukaryota; Metazoa; Mollusca; Bivalvia; Ostreida; Ostreidae.
AUGUCGCGAAAUUUCCUCCUCUACGUUGUGGUGUUCCCCCUUCUGAAUUUUGUUUGCACUCAGUCCGAGAAGCAGAAACGGUUACUGAUAAGUGAUCCUCAAUAUUUUGAAAAUCGGCUUCAGGAAAUGGAAUCUAAAAUCCAGUCUUUGACGAGGGAAGUGGAAACUUUGAGGGCAAACAAUUCUAAAGCCUUCGGUGGGGCUACUUUUGUUCGAUGGGGAAAAAAGAGUUGUCCCGACGCCGACUCGGAAUUGGUGUAUUGGGGCUACACAGGAGGAUCACCGUAUAGCCAGACAGGAGGCGCGGCGGAGUAUGUCUGUCUACCACGUGAUCCCACCUUCCAUAAUAUCCUGUCCUCUUCCAGCUCCAUUUACGGUUCAGAGUAUCAGGGCAAUUUUGUUUCUGGAAUCCAUAAUGACGACGUUCCGUGUGCCGUCUGUAGAAGUUUACGUAGUACUAGUGUCAUCAUGCUGGCUAGUAGAGAACAUUGCUACAGCGGAUGGAAGACCGAGUACUCGGGGUUUCUAGCCAGUGGCGCUAUGAGCCAUGUGGCAGCCUCACAGUUUGUGUGUUUGGACCGGUACCCAGAGGUGUUGGAUCAUAGUAGCGCUGAUGAAGACGGCAAACUGUUUUACAUCGUCAGCGCCAAAUGUGGGAGUUUACCGUGCCCGCCAUAUAAAGAUGGACAACAACUGUACUGUAGCGUCUGCUCCAAAUAAAGAACUCUAACAAAAACUAGUUUCUCUUCAAUAUGGUGUGUGAAAAUUCGACCACAGAGAAUAAA